CUUUGGACCGAGGCUGCAUCCGGAAAGUACGACAUUGUUGCAUGCGCACCAGAGAGGAUCCCAACAAAAACUUUCAAAGAGUUACUUGAAACUGUAACAUUCCGGAAUCAGCUAGGGUUUUGUGUAAUUGACGAAGCACAUCUUGUCAUACCUUGGGGGAAUGGAUUUCGAGAGUCCUAUAAGAUGUUAGGAAGGCUGUGCUCCCUUCUCCCUUCCUAUGUCACAUUCCUGGCCAUGUCCGGUUCCUUGCACCCUAAGACGGCAUGA
Messenger RNA from Cantharellus anzutake, 267 nucleotides. RefSeq lists its product as uncharacterized. Gene Ontology annotation, molecular function: 3'-5' DNA helicase activity; ATP binding; nucleic acid binding. The transcript has a single exon. Gene Ontology annotation, biological process: double-strand break repair via homologous recombination. Lineage: Eukaryota; Fungi; Basidiomycota; Agaricomycetes; Cantharellales; Hydnaceae. The record is from RefSeq and is a predicted model, not a curated record. Gene Ontology annotation, cellular component: cytoplasm; chromosome. The annotation marks the transcript as partial.